CCAUUAAAAGAAGGCGGUCCUGACCACAGAGGAACUAUUUUUGGCGUGUCGUGAGUUCCUACCCGGACCGGCUAGCAGAUGCACCGUUGCUAUUGGAUGCAACAUAACUUCAGUUUCCCGACAGCAAAGUCAUUCUAGCGAUGUUAACAAGGGAAGGGAGGCUCUCAUGCACCACAGCCAGUAUUUUCUGACGUUUUAACCGUUUGAUGUAGGGACGUCAUCGUGACGGAAACUCUUAGUGACACGUUGGUCCCGGGAGCUAACAGGAGCUAACUGAGCUAGCGGCAGGAUUAGAUGUAAAUCUGUCAACAGCCGCGGUCAGCAGUCCGGUAGAUUAACGGCUGGACCUGAAGUAGAAAUCGGGUGAAAUAUGUGGUGAAUGUACGGGAGCCGACGGGGACACGAGGAGGAGGAGGUUCACAGCCUGAAGCCUGAUGAAGAGCUCGGACUGAAUACAGUGUGAGUCAUGCUGAACAUUCACGGUUGCAGUCUCACAGUAGAACAGCUGACGUCCUGAACCUGAACGUCCCACCAGCUUCAGUUCAGGUUGACUCUCCAGGUGUUUGAACAGGACUGAGAUGGACCUGAGGCACUCUAGACUGGGCCAGGCCAGGCUGCUCCUGGACGUUUCUCCUGUCACUGUGCUGGUUUGUCGAGUGCUGACACCUCCAGCAUGUCAGACAGUGAUCCACCCACUGUAGAGGACCAGAUGACUCCAGGUCCUGGUCGACACCCUCUGGCAGAGAAGGCCCUGUCAGAGUCCUUUGCCCGGUUGCGGUACCGGGACACGUCCCUGCUGAUCUGGCAGCAGCAGCAGCAGGAGCUGGAGGCAGCGCCGCCCUCAACCUACCUGAACCGCAGCCAGUCAACCUGGUACAGCAGCUUCGGGAACCAGGCUGUUCUGGUCCGGGACAAGAGGGGUCUUCAGGACACAGAAGGACGGUCCAGGAUCUGCAGCAUCAUGUAGACAGGAACCAGAAACUGGUUUGAUGUAAACCAGAAGCAGACUGAACUGAUUGUUAAGUUUGUGGUUCAGAGAACAACCUCAACAUGAAAUUCUUUGUUAGAGCUGAACUUUGAUUUUCCCUUCAAACCUCAAGUUCCUUCAUCUCUGACACCUUCUGGUGGACACAGACAUUAGAAGACAUGUCCAGACCUGGUUUUGGUGAUGGACUCACUGGUCUGGUGUGUUUCUUCUUCCUGUUUUCUCCAGUUUGGUGUUUGGUUUAAACAUCAACAGUUCAGAUUUUAUGGUCUUAGAGUCAGUGCACAAUCAGAGAAGACAACACAUGGAGCUGUUUUGGAGGACUACAUAGACCAGAAUGCACUGCAGUGACCUCAGCACAGACUCAUUUUGUCAGCAACAGUGAAAAGCAAAAGUGUUCACUCAAAGUGUUUAUGAUGUUAACAGCAGUGUUCCACUUGGCUCCAGAUUCUGGUUUUCACCAACAAUUAAAGGUUUUGUUUAUU
This is a messenger RNA of Scatophagus argus, 1470 nucleotides long. RefSeq lists its product as uncharacterized. NCBI's taxonomy places the organism in Eukaryota, Metazoa, Chordata, Actinopteri, Scatophagidae. Bases 674 to 967 code for a protein of 97 amino acids. The record is from RefSeq and is a predicted model, not a curated record. The transcript has 2 exons.